CCGCCGCUCGACGUCGGAACCAGGCGGAGCGUGGCUGCCGUUUGAAUUCCGGCGGGCCGGCGGGCGGGUGGCGCCGUGUCGCGCGGGGAUGGCUGUUCUGCGGCCCUUGGACAAGCUCCCGACGCUCAACUCCGUCGUCCUCCUGCUCGUGGGCUCGGACGAGGCGCUCCAGCAGAAGCUGGCGGAAGCGAUUCUCCAGGAGAAGAAGGACUUCAACAUCAACAUUCACCUUGCUACAUCCCUCCCCUUACCUUCAGAGAGGGAUCAUCUCCGACCCAGGAUAGAUAUGGUUGUGUUUAUGAUUGACAUAAAGAGCAAGUACAGCUUGAAGAAUGUCGAAACUUCCCUAGCUCAUGUGGAUGCUAGCUUCUUCCUGGGGAAAGUGUGCUUUCUUGUGACUGGGGUUGGCAGGGUGAAUGCCUGCAGCAUUGAGACAAAUGCCAUUUCUAAAUUAGGAAAAACCUACUGCAGUCCUGUGCUAUUCUGUGAGCUGGAGUUGGAAGAGAUUCGAGUUGUUACUGCUCAACGACUUCUGCGAAUGUUACAGAUCUGUGCUGGUCACGUACCGGGAGUUUCUGCCUUGUCCUUUCUCUCACUGAUGAGGAGCUGUGAUGAUGAUUAGCUUCUCAUCAUGAUACUUCAGACACAUUCAUCAGGUUUUUUUCAUGUCGGGCAUUGAAGCUGCUGCAGUUGGAAUCACAUUGGGAAGCUUUUUUUGCGUGAUUUGUCAUGACCACUCAUCCAGAACUGUUCCUAUUUGCUUACCUCUCAAGAAAAAUUUGAUUCCUAUUCAGUGGAUAACAGAUGGGGAGGGCAGUUUGAAUUGGGGAUUCCUAUUAUUAUAUCUGAAUCCCAUUUUGUGAUCAAGUUCGAGUUUUUUCCACUUGGCCAGUGGCCAGGAGCUAUGUGGUUUUUUGAGAGAAUAUUAGAAGAACUGUCUCCAAAGUACCAGAGAAGAGGUAGCAGGCUCCUGAUUUCUUUCAGUUGAAAUGCAGCACCUUAGUCUAAUGUGAAACCUUGGUGCCAGGUUUUGUCUAUCCACCAAGAGAAGAAUGGGGAAGGAAGGCUGGUCUGCAGCUUCUAGAUAGACUGCACUUGGCAGUUAAUGAUCCAGCUGUAUGAGCAUCUACCCAGCAAAGGACUCACUAUUUCCAUGCCUGGUACCUAACUGGGAAGGAAAGGGCUAAAGAAGAUAAUGAAUCUAGCACUUUAGCUUUCUUUUAGAUUCUCGAAGAAAACACUCCACUUGUCAAGCCCAAGAAAGCCCCAGUAAUGUAGCCUCUGGGGAUGACCAGAGGUGAAACCCAGAAGACCAGACACAGCAGCACACAAGAAAACAGGUUGUCUCGGCUGGUUUGGCAUAUGCUGUGUAUAAUCCCUUUACUAACAGGUUCUGACCAGCAGUAAGUUGUGCCUUGUGCUCACUGCAAGUCACUAAGGUUUGAGAGUUCUAAUUUAAUAAAAUAAGUAAUAUGUAAUUUACUUAGUAACUACUUACAUAGUUAUAUGCUCUUUAUUACUGUGAAUGCUUGUCCCAGUUUGCCCUGACAGGCUGGUCCUUGCUAGCAGCUUGAACUCCCAGUUGGUUGUUUUGCUGCACUUGUGGCUUCAACCAUGUGGUGGUGGCAAAAGCUUUUCAAAUACAGCCCUUUCUGUUCAUUGAGUGAGCCACCUGCCAGAAUACAGGUUUUUUUGAAAUGCUGGGAUGUUUCUUACUCAGAAUUGCAUGCCAGGUGGAAAUGGAGCCUAGAGAGAAUGUGUUAAGCUCCUCUCUGGUUUAAUUUAUUUAAUCUCUAAUAGUCUGCUUUAAUGUUCCUAGUUUCAGAGCUCUAGCUGUGUGCACAUUUUUGGUUAGCUUGUUUCUGACAUCUGUCUGUGAUCAGGAAAAGCAGAAAGCAGCACUGUAGGCUUAAUCAGCUGUGAAUGUUGGCAGUCCUUGCAAAGACAGCUCAGCAAGCUCAGAGGACACACAAAUCUCAGCUCCAGUUGUAUUGUUGCUGGUGGGGGAGGGCUAGGGUGUUUGUCAGCUGAAACAAAAGGAGCUAAACCAUUCAGCUGUGUUAUGAUGCCCAAAAGGGCUGGACUCUGGCUAAAACCCAAAGGAGAAAGACAUGUGCAAACUGUCACGGCUCUGUAAGGAGGAUGGGAAGCUUAAUGUGCAUGCCCUACUUUCAGUUAGCUUUGCCAUCCUGAAGGUACUAACCAGGACUUGGCCACCAGAGAGGGGAAAAUCACACUGAAAAACAAGUUUUUGUGUUGGUCAUGCUGUCUCAGCCUUGCUCUUGCUUUGAGUCCAUCAAAAUAAAGGAGAGCAUUGCUUAGAAUAGGCUGUUUUUGAUUUGUUCUUGAUGUGCAGGUGCAGUCUGUGGGAGGAAAGGGAAGAGAAGUGGCAUAAAAUGAGCCACUCUUUUGUGUCCUCUGCAAUUCUUAAAAUGCAAGGAGAUUUUUCCAUCUCCUAGCUUGCUCUCCUUAUUAGUUGACUGUAAUAACUGAUGGACUCAGGUUAAAUCCCUUUGGCCUCAAGAGUAAUUUGACUGUGCUUUUUUAACUAGUGAAAAUGAAACUUUUUUUUGGUCCACCCAGAAUGCUUUGGAGUAACUCAUGUGUUACUGUCCAUUUCUGCACCUUCAAGCAGGGUUUUUUUUUCCACUGUUAUGUUUCAGAUGUGGUAUUUCUUCCCUUCUACUACUUUCAAGGAAUAAAGAUGCUGUUUUUACUUCCUACAGGUGGCUGAAUCUCAGCUGGUGCAUAAUAAAAUUUAGUUCCUUAAGAGCAGCAUCUUGCUUCACCUUGGGGCAAAUAUUUUUCUUAUUCUUAGAAGAAAGUAUUUAUUAGAACUGGCAGGGGAAGCAGAGUGUACCUAAGAAUAUGACACAGUGUCUCAGGUCCAUCACAUUUUACAAGCCAAAGUAGUUGGGACACGUCUAAAGCUACAUCUUCAACUAUGUAAAUACCUUUAGGAGCUGUCAGCUAUUAGUUUAGACAGGCCAUAACACUGCCCUUGCUAGCAGGGGAGACAAGGCAGCUGAGGAUAUCUUUCAUCUGGAUGGAGUAUCCAGGGCUAAUGUUUGAUAAAGGUCUUGUGAAAGUAGUACUUGGAUUGGGAUCAGAGGCCUGGAAAGCCUGAAGCUGAAUUAAGGCUAAUUACUCAGGUUCUGUUUUAUUCAAACGUCAUGAAAGAGCUUUCCAAGCUGACUAAAAUCUAAACUAACAGAAACAUUUUGAAGUUACUUGCUUUCUCUUCUCUCUUGCCUCAGUUCCCUAUCCAUGUGGAGAUUUUCAAAGAGGAAUCCCCCUCUCUGUGGUGAAAUUACCUGUGAGCAUUGCUGAUUUGACUGUUUCAGUUUGUGGAUGUGUUUCUGUUUGUUAGUUAUGUCAGCAAAAUUAGAAUAAAAGUUGUCUAAUUAGUACAGAAGAGCUCAUACCAGUUGCACUGGUGUAAGCUUUGGUCUCACUGUGCUUUUUUUUGAGGGACAGAACUAAAUGAGGUUGUAAUAUGGUCUCCUCUGCUAUGACAGGUACAGGUUGACCCACAGGAUUUCAUUUUCAAUCCAGUCCCUUGAAGAUUUUGCAUCCUCAGCCAGCUAGCUGAACAGCUCACAGGGGUGAUCUUUGAGAGAUUUUGGCACAAAUCGCCUUGCUUGGCAUUACCUGGUAGGAUUACAGCUCUCUGCUGUGCCAGGUUUUCUAAGACUGUCUCUGCUGCACCAGCAGUUAAAUCAGACCAACUUUUAAGCAUGAUAAAACAUUAUAUGCUCAGUCUAUACCAAUGGGAGAGAAAGUCUGUGUACUGAAAUGGCAUCCAUAGUAAAAGAUCUUUCUGUUCCUGGAACAAAGAUCAGUGAUAAAGCCAACCCCGGGGGUAUAUCUGUCCCUUCCAAACCUUGAAACUGGUGGUAGAGUUUUAGAUUCAAGGCCACCUCUGAUAUUUACUUUGGGGACUGAUUAAAACUGGAUGUCUUUGCUUGCCUGUAGUUUGAAGGGAGUGGCUGGCUUAGGUCAGUGGCGUUUAGCGGCUGUGGUCAAGCUAUAAAAGCUCCUUGGUUGCUCUCAUCAUGACCACUGUUCACAGCAGUGAUGGACAAGAAGGGACUCAUGCUCUGCUGCCUGGAGAUGACUGGCAGAGCUGUGGCAGAGGUCAGCUCUGCUCUGCUGCCAAAAGCAAGGAAGAGGCUUUCUCCUGAGGGGUUUUUAACUUGUCUUGAUUUUGCAGGAGCACUGGCUGGUUUUCAGCUGCUCUGUUUCUGUUCCACUGGCCUAGAUCCCUGGCAGUCUCCUCUGCACUCUGUUCUCCACUCCCCACCCUAAGCUGGUCUGCAGUGUUGCUGUGGGCUGCUGAACAACUGCCACUUUCCAUUCAGUGGCCAGCUGUCCUUCACUGGUGGGGAAAAGUGAUUUAUAUGCAAGAGAAAGCAAUAGCUGGUACAGCCCAGAGGCAGGAGCCAAAAACACUGGAUUUGUUUCACUUCUGUGGCUGAUUUCUUGCAUGACCCUGGACAUGUGUGUAAAAAUUCACUGUGCCUCACUUGGUCUGCUUCUACAGCAGGAUCUGCCUCCACUGGGGGUGUGUAACAAGGGCAAAUUGACAUUACUUUGGGGUUGCAAAUCUGGAAUUAAGUGGAAACAUUCAGAAUAAAAGGGGUUUUUUUUCCUCUUUACCUAAGUUCUGUUCGGGAGGGUGUGGUAGGGCCUGCUGGCCGGGCGCCUCCUGAGAUCGGCCAUUUUUAUGCUGCUUAUAUGCCUGACUCCACUGCAGGGAGGCUGCCUGAAACUGGCUGCAAUCAUUCUCAUAAGACAUUGCAGCAUGGUUAGGUUUCAGUGUGAACUGGAAUGAAACCACCCUUUGAAAUGCUGAAAUUCCCUGUACAGUUCAAUUAUCCUUGAAUUGGCCAGUGGGGAAAUCAAAGUCUCUGGAUCUGUUCCUCACUGUUAAAUAUUAAUACAGCAUGGCAGUACGAGGCAGGAAGGCAUCCCCUCGGGUCUCUGUGCAGGAGGGGCUGUCUUGGCUGUGAAGAGUUGGUGUGCAAGAGAGGUCAGGGACGGGGGACUCUGGAGUGACAUGACUUGCUCAGACUCCUUGGCACCUGAGUAGCAGGGGCUCCCAGCCCGUGCUGGGCCACGUUUCCUUCGGCACAGGCUCCUUCUGCAAGAGCUACCAUGUGCUGCAAUGUCACAUCCCUCAUCCCCCUGGACCUUACCAUGUGUUGGGGCAUUUUGAGAGGAGCCAGGAAAGGCACCGUGCCCUUGCCCCGCCCCACCGCCUCCUUUGCUGAGGGAAGUCAGCAGUGUGUGAAAGAGCCCAUGUUUUACAUACGUGCAGGCAGCCUCCUCGCCGCCAGCCCAGGUGCAGCUGCGGGCUGCGUACGAGAGCCCUGUGGGCUCUGUGUGUCACGGGAAGGAGCACCGACAUGGGGCAAGGACGAAAACAAAGAGAGAGAACACCUCCCCCUGGGAAACACAGCCCUGGGGUGCAGGGUCUGCUCUAGCCUCUGGAUACCAACACCCUAUUGGCACUACAACAGGCUGUGUCAGGGCCAACUGAAGUGCCUGUGCUCAGGCAUGCUGGAAAAAACUAAAAAUCCCAGGCAGCACUAAACAAGCUAAGGAGGCUUCCCCAUUUUCUGUCAGUAUGGAGUAUUCCUUUUCUCUUCCCAUGAAAGCUCUCCAGUCCUACUAUGCGCUCACUGUGCAGUGACAAGGUGACAGUGCUGCGCUGUGACCGGGCUGCCUUGCUCAUGCUCUGUGCUUGGAUUGUUGAAACCUUAGGUAUUUGUUGAGGCUGACAGUCCUUGAGGCACUAUUUUUGUCUGCACUGCUCAGCUCAAAGCUCCCCUGAACCUCUGUGCUGGCCACUCUCCUAGUUUUGACAGCAGCAUUGGCAUUGCCCCAGUGUGAACAUACGAUUUUUCCCCCCACUGCUGUUUCUUUUUCUUGCUCUUCCAGAGAUCACAGACAUUAAGCGAGGGCUGCAUUUGCCUAAGCUCAGUAACAGCCUGUGGCUCGUGUGGCAGUGGAGUAUCUCUCUUUAAAGACAUGUGCCAGAAUCAACUAAUUAAUCCUCAUUCUCCUGUGGGUCUGAGGGGUGACUCAGUGCCUCGUGCUGUUAUGCUGAACAGCAAAGGAUCAAAGGCAUUGGAGCUGGGGAAGCCGUGGGAUAGCACAGUGUCACUCUGCCUGCACACCAGACACCUGUAAAAGCUCAGUCUUGCGCACUUAUUAAAGUCCUCCAGGACUUUUUUUAGCCAUGCAGGGUAUUGAAAACUCUGCAGCCUUGGAGAUAAGGCUGGAGCUGCUAUCACCUUGCUCCAGAGGGAGUGUUUUCACUACCUCAUCUCGCCUUUUUACCUUUUCUCUUCAUUAAAACCAAAUUUGGCCACCCUGAGCAAUUCUCGCUCCUGACCUACAGGUUUUUCACUGCACCCACUCUGUAUGUGUCUGGGUGAAAGACAGGGCAGGGAGACCUAGGCGCUGCUGAAAUUGAGCUGUGGUGGUGAUUCAUGUCCCUCUUGGGCAUUGUGACACCCAGCAAGCUGCAAGGCCAGGCUGUGCCAGCAUGGCAUGGCAGCCGUGAAGAAGUGCAAACAAACCCCAGCACCUGGCCUUGGGCUGCCCUGGCAUCCAUCAUGCUGCUGUGUGAGCUGCUUGGAGGGAAGGGACGGGGAUGUCAGAUUGCACUCAGAUGUGUAAUACAGACCUAGUUCAAAUACAAGUUUGCAGGCUGGGAAGCUUUUGCCCAGUCCAGGGGGAAGAGGAAGACCCUCUAGGACAAGGGUUGCUGCACUGCAUCUUCUGGUCUGUGUUAUAAAGGAGAUGAAACAUGAAGCAUGUGCUUUCUUUGAAAUCUGGGUCCUACCCAGGUUGCAUGUGGAGCAUCACCUGUGAGAGUCCCCCUGAGUGUGCAUGAGCUGUGGUUUGGCUGAGCUCAGUCACUGUAUGGGACUAAUACAUAGUGAUGGUGUCCUAUAAAUUAUAUAGUUGGAAUGUUCGCCAUCUGCUCUGCACUGAAAGCUGAGCGUGAUUGAGAUCUUCCCCACUUCCCAAAGCUUCACUCUCUUGCCAAGCUUGAAAUGUGUUUAUCUCCUGUAAGUGGUUCUGAUUGAAUCAGGUAAAGAGGGAAUUUUUUAAGCAGGCUGCAAUGUUCCAUGCACCCAAAGUGAGAGCUGAAGCAGAGGCCAGCAUCCCAUUAUAAGGCUAUGAGUAAAACUGAGUCUGAUUUCAUAUUUAUUAGGUUCUAAAGGGACGGAAUCUUGAUUGCAGUGGUCAUAUCAAAGAUUUAAAAUAGUAAUGCAAAAAGCAAAGGAAAUCCCAGUGAUUCAUAUAAGAAGGGGAAAUAAAGAUAGUCGUGGAGGAAGAAGGAGUUUGAAGGGGCCUGAAUUGCUCUGCUGCCCAAAAGCAGGAGGGGAUUUGAAUCAGAUUAUCCUCAUUAGAUGUCUCUUUAAAGCAUCAUCAAGCUAGAUGAAUGGUCUGGGGGAGAGCUUGGAGGCAUGGUGGCUGUGAUUAUCACCAGGGAUUUGCAGUCCUAGUUAUCUAGCUAAGAGACAAGAUUAUUAGGGGAUAUAAAGCUGUUCCUGCUCUCAGCCUCUAAUGUGCAUUUUUAGGUUGGGUGAUGGGAAACGCUGUUGUGUAGUAUUUGGGUUUAUAUUGUAUUUCAUUUUUAUAUUGUAUUUUGUGAUGGUUUCUUCUGUACCCCCUGUUCCCCUGGAAAAUGUAUCAUCCUGAGGUUUGUCCCUGCUCCUUUUCCCUGCCCAUUCUCCCACAUUGGAAUGUAAUCCAACCCUGUUCCACUCCCACCUUAUCCCUGAUUGAGUAGUGGCCUGUCCCUGCGUUUAACCCCUUCCCUGGAUAUAAGCCCAAAAAGCACAUGAAAGCUUCAUUUUGGCUGGGGGUCAGGGACCUGGUUCCUGACCCAGAUGGGGGCAGGACCACAGGAGAAAGACUGAAUAAAGCCCUGAUUUUCCCCCGGA
Molecule: messenger RNA, 7964 nt
Organism: Hirundo rustica (Barn swallow)
Lineage: Eukaryota; Metazoa; Chordata; Aves; Passeriformes; Hirundinidae
Gene: CENPM
Product: centromere protein M
Exons: 6
Coding region: 89-622 (177 amino acids)
Source: RefSeq, a predicted model, not a curated record